Molecule: messenger RNA, 2763 nt
Organism: Mytilus trossulus (common blue mussel)
Lineage: Eukaryota; Metazoa; Mollusca; Bivalvia; Mytilida; Mytilidae
Product: fibrinogen-like protein A
Exons: 5
Coding region: 20-988 (322 amino acids)
Source: RefSeq, a predicted model, not a curated record
UUGAGAUUCAUAGACAAUCAUGACUUUUGGGAUAAUAAGUCCAAUAUUUUGUGUUUUUGUGUUAUUUCUGUGUACGGCACUGUGUAAUCCACUGGUUUCCCUGUCGCUACUUGAUGAAACGAAAGCUCCGCUUGUAGUCGAUCUAGACAUGUCAAACAUUGAAUCUUACAUCGAUACCAAAAUAGAUGAACUAGAAAACAAAUUAAAUGAAACAUUGUGGAAGAAGGUUAAUACAUUGAUAUCAAAUGACAAAGACUACAACAAGAAAAUUAACGAGUUGGAAAACAAAAUUCAAACUUCAAGAAAACCAAACAUUGUUAAAGAUUGCUUGGACGUAACAAGAGGAUCUAGUGGUGUAUACAGGAUAUAUCCACAGGGAGGGACAGGCUACAAUGUUUACUGUGAUAUGGAAACGGACGGUGGAGGAUGGCUGGUUGUUCAAAAACGCUUUAACGGAGACGUUAAUUUUGGAGACAAACUUUGGGACGAUUACAAAAAUGGAUUCGGUGAUGUUGCACAAGAGCAUUGGCUAGGUAACGAACGUUUACAUCACUUGACCUCUAAUGAUCAAUAUGAACUGCGGGUCGACUUAGUUCAUGAUGAAAUGAAACAUAGAUUUACAGUUUUUGCAAAAUAUAAAGAGUUUUUAGUUGGUAAUGAAGAUUCAAAGUAUGCUUUAACUAUUGGAAACUUCACUGGAAAUAAAGUGCCGGCAAUAAUAACACUGAAUGGUCUUCAAGACCUUUUUGAAAGACAAACAAAGUUUACAACUCCAGACAUGAACAACAUUGAUAACAAUUCUGAAAAUUGUGCUGAAUUUGAAUCCCUCGACGAAGGGAAACGGGGAGGAUGGUGGUUUCUUCCCAAAUGUGAAACUUCAUAUUUGAAUGGUCCAUACCGAAACGGUAUGCUAUGGUCCUAUAUGAAUUUUUACAAUAGACAUACGUGGUUUAUGAGAGAAAGCAGAAUGAUGAUCCGACGCUUGUGAUCAGUAGAUAAUGAAUUGUUUUAAUUUAGCGGAAUAUACUGAAUAUUUUGAGAAUAGUUGCUUGUCAUGUUUUGGAAUUUUUGUUUUAUCCAUCUGAAAGCCUUCGAAACUGUGUCCAUCGACCCCCAUUUAAAAAAUCUUGUAUAUGUAGUAUUAUAAGCCAUCUAUUUUGUUAUACUUUUUGAUAACUUUAACUUGCUUAUGAUAAAGUAAAAGAUCAAAUGACAAAAAUCUCCCGCCAAUUUUUUUCUACCUAUUUUCGUAUAAAACCGUCUGUGACGUAACAUAAUUUAGUGGUAUUACACCUAAAUAAGACAUUACUGUUAAAUUAACUGAAUGUGACUUUAUUCCUUAGUAUUACUUGUAAUUGCAUGCAUUUCCGUCAAGUUUAAUACUAAAUAGUUCAAUAGUUUGAGAAAAAAUCUAGUACAAUAAAAGAUGACAUCAACAGCCAUUCGAGCUAAAUUUCCUCGACAAAUCCAAACCAAGCCCUAAAAGUCUAGAAUAUAGUGUGGAAUAAUAAAUACUCAAAUAUUUAUCUCAUCUGCCUAGAAACAAUGGAAUUAGACACACAUGAUGAUUAUAGGAAGAUAAAUACCACUAAUUGACCACUUUGUCUCCCUAAUAGAGUCUCUUUUGGUUAAUGUAUGCCUUUCAGUUCCUCAAAAUUUCAACUUUUCAGGCCUAUAAAUACAAACAUUGGGGUUAGUUUCAUUCCUUUAUGAUAGAAAUGUUAUAAGAAAUGAGUAAUUGGAGUAUUUUAGCAGAAUGAGCAAUCCGCAUAAAAGUUUACUGUCUCCAAUGAUGUUUCAAUCAAUCCUUGCGUGAAAAAAAAAAUUACCACGCGUUCCAGAGAGGGACAUAAAAUGCUUCUCCUUGUAAUUUGUUGUUACAGCAUCAACUUAUAACUAUAUAUUUAUUGAAUUAUUUCUUAUUAAAAUGUUCUAUUAUCUUUGCAGAAUAUAAGAAAUCAGGAGACCCCCUAAAAACAACACUUAGUAUGGUUAUUCUGUAAACUGAAUAAUCAUGGCAGGGUCUUUAUUGAAGAAAAUUGUUCUCUAAAAUAUGUUUUGGAGACACAAUCAACUCAAAAUAUUUCAUUCUUUGUAAUAGUUCACUGACAUAUCAAAAUUAUACCACAUGAGAUUACUCACAAGGUCAAAGGUGCAUGUACAGCUUUCGAUAUUAGGUGUAAUAUCACCCUUGAUUACCAUUCUAAGUCGUUGUUAAAUUUGCACUUAAAAAUAUGUGCAGAAAUUAUCUUUGUGGCAAAUAAAGCUAUAACUGGCAUGAGUAAAGUUUUAUCCUGUCCUGUUUUAUAGAAAUUGCAUAUAAGAAAUAACCUUCACUUGAAGUUGACCAAUCAAAUGUCUCCCCUCAUUUAAUCUGUGUACAAGGUUUAGUAACCAUGUAUUAAAUUAGUCAGUCAUAGACCAAAAAAAAAACAAAAAAAAAAAAUAGGCAAACAUGGACGAUAAGAGAUUACUCGCAUUUAAUGAAAACUUGUUCAACGUCAAUACAACUUUUCAAAAGAUCAUGUUCUCUUAAAUAUAAGUAUCAACCAUUGCAUCUUCAUUUGAAUUAAGCACGCUAUUCCUACCCUCAACAAUGCUCAAGAUAUAUAAACCCAGUUCCUUGCUAAUCUGAUAUUUCUUUCUGGUUUCACUAAAUAUGAUAAAUCACUGUUUGUAUCAUUUUGUAAUGAAGUUCCAAUCUUCAGAAUGAUUAACCCAGUUGUUCUUUUACAUGACUGUAUGAUAAGAUUUUCAUUCUAA